GCCGGCUGCCGGGGCGAGGGCGCCGGCUGCGGCGGCGGGCGCGGGGCUGCCACCCCGCGGGCAGGCACGGCGGCGGCGGAUGGCGGCAAGAUGCUUGGGAGCCUGUUUUCUUCCUUCGGCCACGGUAGAACUGUUAACAUCAGUGACUACAGCUACAAGUUGCUUGUCCAGAUUGUACUAAUGCUUUAAAACUUUGACCUCCUGGAGAAGUGCUUUGCAGCAUUACUUGGCAUUCAAACCAGCCGAGAUCUUCUUGUUGGGAUGGAUUUUCUUCUUUUUCCUUAGGGCGCUGUUUGCCUGAAGGUACUGAAAGGUUCAGGCCGGAGGUUUUCCUGUGCUCUCCGUAGCUGCCGCCCUGCGCUGCCCUGAGGAGAAGCGGCGGGAAGGCGGGUGCUGCCCUGAGGAGAAGGAGAAGCGGUGGGAAGGCAGGCGCUGCCCUGAGGAGAAGGAGAAGCAGCGGGAAGGCGGGCGCUGCCCUGAGGAGAAGCAGGGCGCCGGGGUGAGUCUCGUCGCGAGGCCCACCCUGCCUCCCUGCGCCCGCCGCCAUGGAGACCCUGUCCCAGGACUCUCUGCUGGAGUGCCAGAUUUGCUUCAACUACUACAGCCCCCGCCGGCGGCCCAAGCUGCUGGACUGCAAGCACACCUGCUGCUCCGUGUGCCUGCAGCAGAUGAGGACCAGCCAGAAGGACCUGCGUUGCCCCUGGUGCCGCGGGAUCACCAAGCUGCCGCCGGGGUACUCCGUGUCGCAGCUGCCCGAUGACCCUGAGGUGAUCGCCGUCAUCGCAAUCCCCCACACCUCGGAGCACACCCCCGUCUUCAUCAAACUCCCCAGCAAUGGAUGCUACAUGCUGCCCUUGCCCCUCUCCAAGGAGAGGGCGCUACUGCCGGGAGACAUUGGCUGCCGCCUCCUGCCCGGCGGCCAGCAGAAGUCCUUGGCGGUGGUGACGAUCCCGGCGGAGCAGCAGCCGCUGCAGGGUGGCCUUCCCGCCGAGGGGGGAGCAGAGGAGCCGGACCGGAGAGGCAUUGUGAAAAGCUCCACCUGGUCGGGGGUUUGCACUGUGAUCCUGGUGGCCUGCGUCCUGGUCUUUCUCCUGGGCAUCGUCCUCCACAACAUGUCAUGCAUUUCCAAGCGCUUCACGGUGAUCUCCUGCGGCUGAGGCGGGAAGGGGGGUCUGCUCCCCCGGGGGUUGGGUUGGGUCAGUGGUGGUGGUGGUGGUGAUGGUGAUGGUGGUGGUGGUGGUGGUGGUGGUGGUAUCGAGCGAGACAAUUCACCACAGCUUUGCCCAAUGACUGCAGAAUGCCGUGCACCGGGGCAGCGGUGCGCCGGCCCGGCUGUGGCCCCCCGGCGGUGCAGCAUCAGGCCUCUCAGCAGCGUGCAGAGAAAAUCACGUCCCGUGUCUGGCAGCAACAGCACUGAGGAGGACUGCAUGUCUCACCAUAAUCAUUUAUCAAAGGGACUGCAAUUUACAGUGAUUUUUUUUAUCGUGUUACGAGAUUAACGGCCUCUAUGUAGCUGGUUAUACUGUAAAGUAUAUGGUAUGAGCUCUUCUGUAAACACAGUAGAUUAAAAUCAAAACUGCUCCAUGUAGAAUUAAAGGAGAAUUGGCGUGUGACUCUGUACGAGGUGUUCAAUACCAGUCCACACAUGCGUUAUUUUUUAAUGGGGGGAGGGAGGGAGACUUGUAAAACUAAGGAAUCAUUUAGCUGGUAAGGCAUUUUAUAUGUUUUAAACUGCACAUUAAUUAAACCAAGUUAGGGAGUUGUACAAUAGUUUUUAAAAGGAAACGUUUUACAAGCAAUCAUUUCAUUUCGUGGUGCGUGUUUUUUGCCUCUCUGUUUUUCCCCAUUUUUUUUCAACUACAGGGAAGUGGCAGUUCCAGCAUCUUUUAUUUGAAGGAGCUUCCAAGCAGGGAAGCAAAGUGGGCUAGGAGGAAUACCUAAAAAUGCAGCCAAAAUACUUCUGCCUAACUGGCUUCACACAAAGGAUGGCUUUGAGUGGUAAACAUUGGACAUGCUGUUUUACUUCCAGUCUGGCAGCAGGGCUUCCUGACGACCUGGCCUUCGUAGCCAUUAGUGAAGAAAUGGGUCAUGAGAAGUCCUAGGACUCCUCCUGCAAGGAUGUCAUAGCAAAUUAUUCUUCUUUUUCUUUUUCUAGAGGUUGGGUUUUCUUAAUUGUUUUUAAAGAAUUUAGACCUAUUUUGCCUCCCUCUUUCCUAGGAGAUGCAACUGUGCACCCGUGGAUGGUGUGACAGAGGAGUUGCUCUAAGGAAGCCUCACCAUCCCAACUGAGACCAAGGACCCUUAUAUGCAAUCAUCUAGUAAGAGGCAGUGACAUAGCUGGGAGGAGAACCCAGGCCAACCUAACCCUCUACUGGGUGGGCUACCCCUCCUAAACCACUGUGGCUGUCCUGGUAUCACAAUGUCUGGGUGAGCAUAACAGAGCAUUUUCCCACAUUUCAGUCUUAUAAAUGUUGGUGUUCAUAAGGACAGAUUUGAAAAAAAACCCAAAAAACACAGGAAGUGUCUCCCUCUGCCUGUGAGUGUCAUGAAACCGCAGCCACUUGCAGUUCACUUCUUGGAAGGAGCCAAAUUCCUGAACCUUCACUGCAGUAGCACCUUGCUCUAAGCAGUCCCACUAGCGCUAGUAGUACUGCUCAUAAGUAAAAUAGAGCUCAGUGUGAAUUUGGGUGUUUGGCAAGUCUGAAAGCUGAAAUUUGUGUGAGAUUUAGGGAUUGGAUCAAGGGGCACGUGACAGACCUUUAAUAAGACAGAAAAAUCUGUUGAUUUGCACUGCUUCUUUUUGCAAGUACAAAGCGUAACCUCCCUGAAGUGUGACCUCUUGUUGUCUACCUACUGCUCUUUCUAAUAAUUAAUUAGAGAUUGCUCAAUGCCAUAUUAUACCACCGGAGAACAUAAUUUUGACUGUGCAGUGCCCAAGUUGGCCCUGUAGACAUCGCUGGUUUUCUGGUUAUGUCACAAAAUCCAGAUGCUGGUUCACAAUAAACGUUCGCAGCUAGGACUUCUGUCAGGAACAUACCUCUAACUUCGUGCUGGAUUUCUUCCCUUCCUUGUUCACAAACCACCAUUUUCUUCCUUGAUUCCUGUUAACUGAAGAAUAGCAUAUAUGGUGCUUAAUUGUUAUGGUGUGUGUUGGGUCAUGUAUGGAGAGGAACCAUUGUGCUGAUUUUUAUCUACUGUCAUAUGUAUGCAUAGCACAGCAAAAAAAAAAAAAUCCUCAGAUAACACAUUCAAUGCCUUUUUUGUGCAAGGCCCAUGUGCAGUAUGCCUUGAACCUGGCUUAUGAGUAUUGUAAUUACACGGACACCUCUCCGCAGCAUGUUUAAUUUGGUUGCAGUAGGGAACAGCAGGUAUUCCAAAAUGUGUCUUGUGAACAUGCUAGUCUCUUGUUGCCAGUAGGUAGCCAGAUUUCCACUGACAUCCAUGCUAUGCUGCUUAUUGUGUACAGGAAAGCCAGUUCACAAAAAAAUCUUGCCUUUAUAAGACUCUUGAGGAAGUGACCAGAUACAGGACUCGACCCUCUACUGCCUUAUCCCCUGUAGCAAUUGCUGGGUGUACCUGGAGUGUAUAGCACAGCUGGAAGAUGCUCCGAGAACAGCGCUGAUGCGUUUUGCACCAGCUUCUGCAUGUGUUUAUCAGAGUUGUCAAUGACUGCACAAAAACGCAAGGCAGUCAAAGAGCAGGUCCUGGAGAUACAGUGCUGACAACGAUAACCUCCUUCCAGCUGUACCUGCCUGAGUGAAGCUCUUGAGGCCAGGGUUUCUCUGGCAUUGCAAAGAACGGCUGUCUUGAAAACUGCCCUCUUCAUCCCUACAUGGAGGGUGCAGUAUGAAAGAGAAAUCAGAAAUUAGGUUAAAAUACCACACUGCAUAACACAUUAUGCAACAGGCAGACCUGGAGUUUAUCCGGUAUUAAUGACGUAAGUAUUAUAUUAGCAGAAUACCAUCCUGUAUUACGUAACAGAGUACAUUGUUUCAUUAAUAUGAAUUUCGUGUACUUUUCGUGCCUGCUCAAAUGCAUGUUUGACCUAAUUUCUGAUCCAGACAUUUGCCUGCUCACAGCCCUUGUGUAAGAGCAAUAAGUAAAACCUCAAGAUUUUUGCCUGUGUGUGCGCGCACGGUGUGUACGUUCAUUCCUUUUUAUAAAUAGGAGUUCUGGAGAUGUUUUUGUUCUGGCUUUAGACUGUGACUAUCAUUUUAAAUUUGCAGCUGCCAUAUCAUGUUGGAUCACCUAGCUUUUUUGCUGACUUGUGUACAAGUGAACUAAAUAGUUUGUUGUAAUGUACAGUGUUAAAAUGUUUCUCAAGUAUGUCGAUAGUCAUACUGCUUUAAAAAUGCAGUGCAGUCUGUCCCAUUCCUUGGUCCAAUACCUGGCAUUAAAAAGUGAUUCUGCUAUAUACACCUUUAACUUUUUUUUUUUUAAACUUUAUUUUUUUUAAAAACAGCCUUGUCUUUGUAAUUUUUCUUUAUGGGGAAAGACAUUUGGACUUGUGUCAAAAUCCGGGCUAAUUUUUGUUCUCUGAGGUCCAGUAAGAAAUCACUGCCCAGUUCCACCGAAAAAAAGAAAGAAACUUACUGUGACACAGUACUGUUCGAGCAACCCAAAUUUAUGCUAAAACUUGUGGGUAAUUACUCAAGCACCUGCAUUUUUAGAGCAAAUUAAUCUGUAUGAGUGUGUAUUUAUUUGCUUGUUUAAUGGGAAGGAUGUGUGUGUUGGGGUCCAGCUUCAUUUUUUUUCCUGGAGGGUCCCAACUUCCAUUUUUGGCUUGUGCUUUCCUGGCAAACAGACUUUAGGGUUCACUCUGUGAAAUUUUGUUUAGUGAAUUUUAAAAAUUCAAAAUAUGCAAUUUGGUAUGCAGGAUUUUUUUAGGAAAUUGUGUGUUCAAUGAUUGUUCAUGCUUAACCAAGAUGUAAAGGAGCCUGGAUGUUUUGUAAACAUGGAGCAAUCAUGAGUCCAAAGUUUCAUCUUUAUUAAUGAAGCUCAGUCUGAAUAAAACAUUAGCAGGAAAAGAAUGA
Molecule: messenger RNA, 5033 nt
Organism: Harpia harpyja (harpy eagle)
Lineage: Eukaryota; Metazoa; Chordata; Aves; Accipitriformes; Accipitridae
Gene: RNF152
Product: ring finger protein 152
Exons: 4
Coding region: 546-1157 (203 amino acids)
Biological process (GO): apoptotic process; cellular response to amino acid starvation; protein polyubiquitination
Cellular component (GO): lysosomal membrane; lysosome
Molecular function (GO): ubiquitin protein ligase activity
Source: RefSeq, a predicted model, not a curated record